GAUCAUGAGGUACUCCACGCCUGGCUCCACGAUCUACGCUACGAAGAAUAUUACAGUAAUUUUCAACAGGCCGGAUACGAUAUGCCAACUAUAUCUAGGAUGACCCCAGAGGAUUUAACCGCUAUAGGAAUAACAAAACCAUCUCAUCGGAAACGUUUAAAAGCUGAAAUAGCCCGGCUGAAUAUAGGUGAUGGCAUCCCUGAUUUUAAACCCAAUGAUUUGAUGGAGUGGCUCCAUCUACUGGGAUUAGGACAAUAUUACGACACCCUUAUCCGUCAGGAGUAUGAUGAUAUCGAAUAUGUUACUGGAAUUACUUGGGAAGAUUUAGAAGAAAUAGGAAUUAAAAAAUUAGGUCACCAGAAGAAGAUAAUUCUAGCUAUUGAAAGAUUAAAAAGAAUA
This is a messenger RNA of Lottia gigantea (owl limpet), 399 nucleotides long. RefSeq lists its product as hypothetical. The annotation marks the transcript as partial. Gene Ontology annotation, molecular function: protein binding. NCBI's taxonomy places the organism in Eukaryota, Metazoa, Mollusca, Gastropoda, Lottiidae. The record is from RefSeq and is a predicted model, not a curated record. The transcript is spliced from 3 exons.